Molecule: messenger RNA, 1333 nt
Organism: Rhincodon typus (whale shark)
Lineage: Eukaryota; Metazoa; Chordata; Chondrichthyes; Orectolobiformes; Rhincodontidae
Product: alpha-actinin-2-like
Exons: 12
Coding region: 36-1292 (418 amino acids)
Biological process (GO): muscle cell development; actin cytoskeleton organization
Cellular component (GO): Z disc; cortical actin cytoskeleton; cell junction
Molecular function (GO): actin filament binding
Source: RefSeq, a predicted model, not a curated record
UCUCGGGACAGUUCCUAUCCGAUCGGAAAGUUGGGAUGUACGUUGAGGUCGAUAUGUUUGGUCUCCCGGUCGAUACAAAACGCAAAUUUCGAACCAAGACCCUGGUGAAUUCCCUCAAUCCGGUCUGGGAUGACGAGCCCUUUGUGUUCAGAAAGGUGGUGCUGCCAACUCUGGCCUCUCUGCGAGUUGCUGUGUUCGAGGAAGGAGGGAAAUUUCUCGGCCAUCGUGUCCUUCCAGUCUCUGCUAUUCGACCAGGCUAUCACUACAUCUGUUUGAGGAACGAGCUGAACCAACCCCUGCAGCUGCCCACACUGUUUGUUCACACCGAGGUGAAGGACUAUGUUCCAGACACACACGCAGGUGAGCGGCUCCCUAAACCCGAUAAAGGCAAGAUGCGUUUCCACAAGAUCGCCAACGUCAACAAAGCCCUGGACUACAUCGCCAGUAAGGGGGUCAAACUGGUCUCCAUUGGGGCAGAAGAAAUUGUGGAUGGGAAUUUGAAGAUGACGCUUGGGAUGAUCUGGACCAUCAUCCUCCGUUUCGCCAUCCAGGACAUUUCAGUGGAAGAAACCUCGGCCAAGGAGGGUCUACUGCUUUGGUGCCAGCGCAAGACGGCUCCAUAUCGGAAUGUGAACGUACAGAAUUUCCACAUCAGCUGGAAGGAUGGCCUCGCGCUGUGCGCUCUCAUCCACAGACACAGGCCUGACCUCAUCGACUACUCCAAGCUUAGAAAGGACGAUCCCAUCGGGAACCUAAACCAGGCCUUUGAGGUGGCUGAAAAAUACCUGGAUAUUCCCAAAAUGUUGGACGCUGAAGAUAUUGUGAACACUCCAAAACCCGACGAAAAAGCCAUUAUGACCUAUGUUUCUUGCUUCUAUCAUGCCUUCGCUGGAGCUGAGCAGGACAUUGCGAAUGCUUGGAAAGGUUUGGAACAAGUGGAGAAAGGUUACGAGGAGUGGCUCCUGACGGAGAUCCGACGGUUGGAAAGACUGGAUCACUUAGCGGAGAAGUUCAAACAGAAAUGUGCCCUUCAUGAAGGAUGGACAGCAGCCCCCAGCUCUGCGGCCGCCUGUUUGGGAUCACAGCGACCUGAUGCAUUGUGUCAGAGUGGGGUGCAAGGGGGCAUCCAGCAGAACUACAUCACGGUUGAGGAGCUGCGUCGGGAGCUGCCCCCGGAACAGGCGGAAUACUGUAUCUCCCGGAUGACGACCUACACUGGAGCGGACUCUGUGCCCGGAGCCCUGGAUUAUAUCUCCUUCUCCAGCGCGCUGUACGGAGAGAGUGACCUCUGAACGCCUCGCCCUCAAACCCUCUGCUCUCCACUCUGCCCACU